AUCAAAACAUGGCGCGAGAUACGUGGAGAUUCCUGGCGAAUCCCUGACUAGGGCCACAUGCAUUUAUCGAAAUAACCACAACACUGCUGACCUUAUGAAUCCCUCCAGGGAUGAGUGCAAAGAUACAAGCUCAAAUACCUCAUCGGCGUUCUGGAAAUAUCAUGGUCUGGCUAGGGAUGGGAUAAAUUUAUUGUUGAACAAUGGUUUUGAAGAAUCACAAAAGCUCUUUCGAAGUCACAGUGAUGGCUCUCCACUAAUGAGUGCUGGUUCAGGCAUGGUAGACUUUGUGCAAGCAAUCCUUACAUUUGAGGAUGAUCAGCUUGACAGGGCUCUUGAGAACCUUAAAAGAGCUCAGAGGAUUUGCUGUGUAGAGAACAUCAGGAAGGGUACAGGAAUGGGGCUUGAUGAACAGCUGAUGAGGCAGAUCUUGUAUGCUGAUUGUGAGCUCUACAUGGCUCUUCUGACAUUCCUCAAACAAGGCAUCACUGAUUAUAUCAAGGGUGGAUAUCUGAUGCGACGUGCAUGGAAGCUCUAUGAUAAAUGCUACCGUGAGAUAAGUGCUAUUGGUGGACCAUUCUUGGCAUGGGCCCCUGAGCUAAGGUGUAAUACAAAUGGUGCUAUUUCAUCUGGCCUUGAUGAUGUUGAAGAGGCUAUUGAUGAGUCUGUAGAAACUUGUGUGGUAUCACCCUUGGACCCUGAGGAUGUGGCGUCUCCCCUGGACAAUCUAACCAUAAAUGAAGAAACAGUCAAGCUCUCAGCUGCAGCAGUCAGUCCUGAGGCAUUAAGGCACCUUCAGGCUGCAGUAUCCUGUGGUUAUGGGCUGUUUCAUUUGGCAAUAUCUCUAGUGCCACCCAAGCUGUUAAAAUUCUGUCAUCUUCUUGGCUUUUCUGGAAACAGAGAAAUUGGAAUACAAGCAUUGAACUUGGCAAGUCAGAGUGAAGAUAUGAAAGCUCCAGUGGCAAGACUUACCUUACUGUGGUAUCAUGCGGUUAUCAGACCAUUUGUUGCUCUGGAUGAAGGAAAAAAUGAGGAGGGUUUAGCCAAUGCGACUUCUAUCUUAGAAGAAUCUUACCAUGAAUACCCUUGCUCAGCUGUUUUUUUGUUCUUCAAAGGGCUUGUAUCCAGAUUGAAGGGUCACAUUGGUGUAGCAUUGGAUGAAUUUCAUCAAGCCAUGCACUCUGCUGCAGGACAGCAAGAAAUAGCUCUUAUAUGUCAAUAUGAAAUAGGUUGGUGUCACAUGUUAAGGCUUGAGUGGGAAUACGCUCUCCCAGCAUUUCUUAGAUUGAAAGAAGAAUCCAAGUGGUCGCAAAGUUACUAUGCUUAUCUCUGUGGAGUCACAAUAGGCAUUUUAGGAAGUACAGUUGAGGCUCAAGCACAAUUUAAAUUGGUUCCUAAAUUUGUCAAGAAGAAAACUCCACUGGAACAGUUUCUCUUAAGGAAGGCUGCUAUGUACAAAAAAGGGCCACCAUCAGAGGCUGAUUGUUUACUGUUAGCAUUAGAACUUCUGUAUCUGUGGAGAGCAUUCUACACUUGCAGCGAAACUGUCUUAAAUAGAAUUCUUUCAGAUGUAGAGGAGUGUCAAGUGAGUGCCAAUCUUGUUCCUCUCAAGUCUCUUAUACAAGGAUCGGCUUGUCAGGUCCUCAAGAAAACUGACCUAGCUGUGAAGUUUCUUCAGGAUGCUAUCGUCAAAUCCGGUCGUAGUCCUCCAGAUUCGCACGUGCCUCCUUUUGCCAUGUAUGAACUUGGUGUUCUAUAUGCGCAAGACGGAAAGAUGAGCACCAAAGGAGAAGAACUGUUGAAAAGAGUCAAGGACAACUUCAGUGGUUAUGACUUUGAGAACCGACUGAGUUUCCGUGUUCACGCAGCGCUUGCCAGAAUAGAAGAACGAAAAAUGAGCCAAGGUCAAGUAAACACCAAAAGGUGAAAAUAAUAGCCAAGGUCACGCGAUAUUAACCCGGACAAACCUCACUCACGGAAUAAAUUAUGGAAAACUAACCUAAGAAAAGCUUAGAGAGGAAUUGCAGAGGCAACAGGAAAGGAUUAAAACGGAUCGAUGAGGCCCUCAUCUGCCUGAUAAUGCUCAAACCUCACUCUUUGCUAUGUGAUUGCAAUUUUACCAAUCGAGUUGGUUUUCUUAAAACAAAACUGUGCAAAAAUUGCUAAACAAAAUUACCUUUAAUGAUCCCCUUUAUACUCUAGCAUAUUACUUUACGGUAAAUCGUUAAAUUCCUUUUUAACAAAGUCAGUGUGCUGGCACAACGUUCUUAGACUGAGAUUGUGUUUUAAAGAAUUCCAUUGAUCAAUGUACUUUUGUUUAAAAAAAAAUUACAAUUUUAGUCGCAGUACAAGACUUUGAACUAUGUCUGAAGGCAGCGCCUUAACAUUUAAUCAUUAUUUAUUUGGAGUCCAUUUUCAUUUUGCCCAACGGGUAUGGAAAAAUAAAUUUAACGAGGAGUCUCGACUAAACCACAAUGUUGCUUCAAAGUGCUGUUAAUGAGAGAUCUUUUUGACUGUCACACAGUAAACGACUAAAGAAGCUGGCUAGUGGUGGAUAUUUGCCCAGCUGCGAAGCGGCAAGGUGAAUAUACAAUGCUAGCCACUGACACUCAGGUGAAUAAUUGUUUUAGAAUAUACUAAAAUAAUGAGAUAAUAUAACACAAAGAUGAUUAGAUUAAUAUAUUCCUUCAGCGCUUACAAUAUGUUCGAGCGCGAGUUGCUUGGAGGUGAAUGGCGAAGGAUUUUCGGGGUUUGAGAAGCCAAUUAGAGCACGCCUUUAGCGUCAUUCAGUACUGUUUUGGUAUAUACUAAUUAGGUUUUUUUUUGGAGAGAUAAACCACUUUACAGAAAUACUUCAUAAGCUUCCAUUGCUACGCGAAAAACGAUUGUUUUUUUCCUCGACUAAAUGUAAAUUGAUAUCAUGUUACUUCUGUCUUGACUCUUCAUAAAGGACGGUUAUUAUUUAAGAACAAUUCUUUGUUGAAUCACAGCUUAUUUCCAUUCAUAUUAUUUCCUUGCAAUUGGUUGCACUGAAUUUGUAACAUAAAAGGUAACAAAAGCAACAGCACAGCUUCCUUGUGUCUCUAACUCAAUGAUGUGUCCACUCAGCAUAUAAAGAUUCACAUUUCUUCAAAGUUUUCAGAAAAUCAGAACCAUUAAAAUGUUUCGAUUAAUUAAGAAGGUUUCUUAGCUUUUUGUACAAUUUUAUGUGCUUCAUGUUGUGCCACACAGAAAGAGGCAGCGAUUUCAAUUCAUCAAGAACUUGGUGUUUGAAAAUUAUAGAACCGUACUGAGCCGCCCUAAAGGUGUGAAGUUGCUUCGAAAAGGUUUUUUUUGUGAAUAUUAUUUAUACUUAGUACUAAUGAUAUCCUCUAAUUUUUACAGUGGAACUUUUUAUUAUUUAUUGAAACUUUGGAUUGAGAGAAGAGAUUAGCAACAUGUGGAUAUUUUAAUGACCUUUUUGUCAAGAAUGUAAAUGUUUAUUACCUUAUUAAGAUAUCUCAUAUAAAAGUGCACUUUUCAGUCGUAAGCAAAUCUUAUUUGAAUGAAUCGUUCAGGUAUAUUUAUGAUUUUAUUUAAUGUAACUGUAUAGUUAUUUAACACUUUUG
Molecule: messenger RNA, 3605 nt
Organism: Pocillopora verrucosa
Lineage: Eukaryota; Metazoa; Cnidaria; Anthozoa; Scleractinia; Pocilloporidae
Product: tetratricopeptide repeat protein 39C
Biological process (GO): cilium assembly
Source: RefSeq, a predicted model, not a curated record